Messenger RNA from Drosophila mojavensis, 1218 nucleotides. Its product is annotated as microtubule-associated protein Jupiter. The transcript is spliced from 3 exons. Lineage: Eukaryota; Metazoa; Arthropoda; Insecta; Diptera; Drosophilidae. The coding region runs from base 212 to 784 and encodes 190 amino acids. The record is from RefSeq and is a predicted model, not a curated record.
UCAUACAUUCGUCAGUCCUAGUCCAGUUAUUGAGCUGAACACAACCAAAAACUAAAAAUCGUAAAAAAAAAUCAAAAUAAUAUAUUUAUAUAUUUUGUAAAAGUGAAUCGGGUCAGAUUGUAAAUUCAAAUUCUUUUAAAAGUUUGGAAUAUUCCUUUUUUUUUGGUGAAAAUAUUUAGUGUUUACCGUGUGCAAAUAAAAGUUAUCCAACAUGAGCAAUAAGGCUCCCGAUGCUCGCGAACCGCAGGCCUUCGAGCGGGAUCAGGCUUGCCCUGUUACCCCCGUGCCCAGCGAUGAGGCGCAACGUCCGGCCGAUACGUUGAACGUCGACCUGCCAUGCACUGACCACGCUGUCAAGUCGGUGCCGGCCGACAACGCUAAGUUCGUCGAGUCCGACAAACACGAUGUCUAUACACAAAGUCGUCGCGACUCGAGCACAAAUCCCGAACGUCCGUACUCGCUGGACAAUAUGGGCCCGGAGCCCGAUCUGAAGGAACCGAUGGGUGUUUGCGGCGACUAUGUGGAGCAGUCGCCUCCACCGUGUGUCAAGAUCGACAACAAGGAUAACUUUUAUUCGCGCAAUCCGAUUACAGGCUCUGGUCUGAAUGGUGAUGGCGUGGGUGGUCUAAAGCCCAGGAAGAUCAAGAACCGAGAGGGUAAUCCAGUUACCGGUGAGGGUUACAAGCCGGGCGCAACUGACUUUAUACAGCCACAUAGUCAGACGAUGCCAUCCAAUACGAAUAGUCGAGUUCCGCCCGGCGGUUAUUCGUCGGGACUUUGGUAAGCUCCAUAUUCGGAGCAUAUUUACCAGUCCUGCGACACUGAAGACGACAACCCUUAAGCUACAAGAAAAGAAGACAACCAAACGCAUUAAAGAUGGUAUAUAGAUGACGAUCGCAAGGCCCGAUUUUAACACUAAAAAACUACAAAAUACAAUACAGAAAAGCACAAAAAAAAAAAAAAAAAAAAAACAGCUAAUGGACAAUUGCGACACGUCAUUAGGCAAACAAAUUCCAAAAUAGUAAACACAAACAUCUCCGAGGAAUCGACAGGCUGCAAAUCACAAACCCAUAUAUACAUUCUUUAUAUUUUUGACAAGAAAAAACUGUACUGACUCACUCAAAAAUGAAAUACUGGAAAAUACCUAUACGAAUAUCACGGAUUGAUCGCUUACACGGAAAAAAGAGAGAAGAUACAGUAACGUAACAGAGUAAAACA